This is a messenger RNA of Leptinotarsa decemlineata (Colorado potato beetle), 1772 nucleotides long. It is a transcript of the gene park, whose product is annotated as E3 ubiquitin-protein ligase parkin. Gene Ontology annotation, biological process: protein ubiquitination. Gene Ontology annotation, cellular component: cytosol; mitochondrion. The record is from RefSeq and is a predicted model, not a curated record. Gene Ontology annotation, molecular function: protein binding; ubiquitin-protein transferase activity; zinc ion binding. NCBI's taxonomy places the organism in Eukaryota, Metazoa, Arthropoda, Insecta, Coleoptera, Chrysomelidae.
AUGUCAAAAAGGUAGACAAGUAGACAUAUGACAUAACCUCAAAAAUAUAUUUUCUAAAGAAAUACAUGAAUAUCUAUAAAUAUUUGAAAAGGUAUAACAAGUGCAUACAUUUUGGCUGCUAUGAGUUUUUUGCUUAAUGCUCUGAAAGGUUUCGUGCACAGAAUGCUCCAAUUACUGUCCUUUGGUAAAAAACAAAUUUCGAAUUCUCUAAGCAUAUUUGUGAAAAGUGGUGGAAAUACCCUCACUGUGGAACUGGAUCCAACGUGGGAUAUUAAAAAUCUCAAGGAAAUAGUUGCCAAACAGCUUGGAUUAGAACCAGAUGAGGUCAAAAUAAUUUUUGCUGGAAAAGAAUUGGGAAACAAUAUCAAGAUAUCGGACUGCGAUUUGGGCCAACAAAGCAUUUUACAUGCUGUGAAAAUUCAGACUAGAGCUAAAACUGUGUUUCCAGAACCAUGCAGUAGUCUCAUCGAGGAAAGUGAGGAUCAAGGCAGCAAACCAUUAUGUGAAACUUUAAGUGAUACAAUGUUUUCUAAUGAAGACAACUCAAAAAGUAGUUCAAAUCUUGACGCAGAUACUCAAAUUUCUGAGGAAGGUACCAACAAAAGAAAAGUUCAUUUUUAUGUCUUUUGUCCAACUUGCAAAGCCCUUAAAUCAGGAAAACUGCGAGUGAGAUGCCAUUUUUGCAAAAGUGGUGCAUUCACGGUGCAUUCCGAUCCCCAGAAAUGGAGCGAUGUUCUAGAACAAAAACAAAUUACAGGCUUGUGCGAAAAUAGUUCAGAAUUAUGUGCUGAUGUAUUGAAUAAUCAAGAACCUACGUUUGCAGAAUUCUAUUUCAAAUGUUCAGAACAUACAUCUUUAGGAGAACAAGAUCAGGCAGUGCCAUUAUAUUUAAUAAGACCUAAUCUACAAGAUGUACCUUGUUUAGCUUGUGCAGAUGUGAGUGAUCCUGUAGUUGUAUUUCCUUGCACUGAGGGCCAUGUUACUUGUUUAGAUUGCUUUCGGCAAUACUGCACUACAAAACUCAUGGAGAGACAGUUCUGGCAGCACCCCGAAUAUGGUUAUACUUUGGCAUGCCCUGCUGGUUGCCCCGAUUCAUUUAUCAAAGAAAUUCACCACUUUAGAUUACUCACUGAUGUUCAAUAUGCCCAAUACCAACGUUUUGGAACAGAGGAAUUUGUCCUCAGAUCUGGAGGGGUACUCUGUCCCCAACCUGGUUGUGGUAUGGGAAUUUUAGCUGAUCCAGAAUGUACGAAAAUUACUUGUAUUAGUGGAUGUGGGUAUGUCUUCUGUCGAAAUUGUCUGCAAGGUUAUCACAUUGGAGAAUGCAGAGAUGCUGAUAAUGAAAAUAAUAUAAACUCAGAAGGCUGCUCUUACAGUGUUGAUCCAGCUAGAGCUUCUGAAGCCCGAUGGGAUGAAGCUUCAAAAGUUGCGAUAAAAGUUUUGACCAAGCCUUGCCCGCAAUGUAGGACUCCUACUGAGAGAGAUGGUGGCUGUAUGCAUAUGGUUUGCACCCGAGCUGGAUGUGCAUUUCACUGGUGUUGGGUAUGUCAAACUCCCUGGACGAGAGAUUGCAUGGGAAGUCAUUGGUUUGGUUAAUAGUUUUCUCAGUGAUAAGGAAAAAAAUGUGAUAUUUUGUUAUGAAUUGGAAUUUAAUUGUUUUAUAGCUUAUGUGUUUAUUCAAAGGUAUUACUUGCUGACUUCAUUUCUGUUCUUAUAUUCAUUGUGAAUAUUUUUUCUGGAUAUCACCAAAUAUAUUGAGAAUUCAAAUUUGA